Molecule: messenger RNA, 2570 nt
Organism: Lycium ferocissimum
Lineage: Eukaryota; Viridiplantae; Streptophyta; Magnoliopsida; Solanales; Solanaceae
Product: actin-interacting protein 1-2
Exons: 6
Coding region: 134-1963 (609 amino acids)
Biological process (GO): positive regulation of actin filament depolymerization; actin filament depolymerization
Cellular component (GO): cortical actin cytoskeleton
Molecular function (GO): actin filament binding
Source: RefSeq, a predicted model, not a curated record
AGGAAGAACGUGCUGGCACGGUCAGAUAAUAAUCGAAAAAGAUGGAGACCAAAAAUGAGUUGUACAGUUUCCAAAUCAGUUUCACCUCAUCUCCCAUCAUUUUCACCUUUUCCAUAAACACAAAUCUCCCUUAAUGGCUGAGCUCAAAGAAACCUACGCUUGUAUCCCUUCAACAGAACGUGGUCGUGGUAUUCUCAUUUCGGGUGACCCGAAAUCCAAUUCCAUCCUUUACACUAACGGUCGAUCCGUUAUUAUCCGUUAUCUGGAUCGCCCGCUACAAGUAGCUGUUUACGGUGAACAUGCUUAUCAAGCUACCGUUGCACGUUACUCUCCUAACGGUGAAUGGAUCGCUUCUGCUGACGUGUCGGGUACGGUUCGGAUCUGGGGGACCCAUAAUGAUUUUGUUCUUAAGAAGGAGUUUCGGGUAUUAUCGGGUCGGAUCGAUGAUCUUCAAUGGUCACCUGAUGGAAUGCGUAUUGUUGCUUCUGGUGAUGGAAAAGGCAAAUCACUUGUUCGUGCUUUCAUGUGGGACUCGGGAACGAAUGUGGGUGAAUUUGAUGGCCAUUCAAGGAGAGUUUUGAGUUGUGCAUUUAAGCCCACAAGACCAUUUCGCAUAGCCACGUGCGGAGAAGACUUUUUGGUGAACUUUUAUGAAGGACCCCCAUUUAAAUUCAAGCUGUCUCACAGGGAGCAUUCAAAUUUUGUUAAUUGUUUGAGGUUCUCUCCAGACGGAAGCAAACUUAUCAGUGUAAGCUCUGACAAGAAGGGCAUUAUCUAUGAUGCCAAAACUGGAGAUAUAAUUGGAGAGCUGUCAUCUGAGGAUGGUCAUCAAGGAAGUAUAUAUGCCGUUAGUUGGAGUCCUGAUAGUAAACAGGUGCUCACAGUCUCUGCUGACAAGUCAGCAAAAGUAUGGGACAUAUCUGAUGAUGGAAAAGGGAAAGUGAAGAAAACACUGGCUUCUCCUGGUUCAGGUGGAGUUGAGGACAUGCUAGUUGGCUGUCUCUGGCAAAAUGACCAUCUUGUUACUGUUUCUCUUGGGGGAACUAUUUCCAUAUUCUCAGCUAGUGAUCUGGAAAAAUCUCCCGUGUCAUUUUCUGGACACAUGAAAAAUGUUAAUUCCUUAGCUGUCCUCAGACGUGACCCGAAAAUCAUACUGUCUAGCAGUUAUGAUGGUUUGAUUGUUAAAUGGAUUCAAGGCAUUGGGUAUAGCGGAAAAUUAGAGAGAAAGGUGAAUUCUCAAAUCAAAUGCUUUGCAGUUGUGGACGAAGAAAUUGUGUCAUGUGCAUUUGACAAUAAGAUCUGGAGAGUAUCUCUGCUUGGAGAUCAAUGCGGGGAUGCAAAUUCUAUAGAUGUCGGCAACCAACCUAAGGACUUAAGCCUUGCCCUUAAUUCUCCUGAAGUGACUUUAGUUUCUUUUGAAACUGGAAUCAUUCUUCUCCGUGGUACAAAAGUGCUGUCAACCAUAAACCUCGGAUUUACUGUGACAGCAUCUGCUAUUUCACCUGAUGGAACUGAAGCUAUAGUGGGUGGUCAGGAUGGUAAACUGCAUUUGUAUUCGAUCACGGGUGAUACUCUCAGUGAAGAGGUUGUCCUUGAAAAACACAGGGGAGCUAUUACUGUCAUUCAGUACUCUCCAGAUGUUUCCAUGAUUGCAUCAGCAGAUGCGAAUCGAGAAGCUGUCGUCUGGGAUCGUGCAUCUCGCGAGGUGAAGCUUAAGAAUAUGUUAUACCAUACUGCCCGAAUAAAUUGCUUGGCUUGGUCACCUGAUAACACCAUGGUAGCUACUGGAUCCCUAGACACGUGUGUUAUCAUAUAUGACAUCAGCAAGCCAGCGUCGAACCGAAUCACGAUUAAGGGAGCUCAUUUGGGUGGAGUAUAUGGAAUAGCUUUUACUGAUGAACACAGUAUAGUGAGUUCUGGCGAGGAUGCUUGUGUUCGUGUAUGGGGAAUCACUCCACAGUAAUUGAGAUGUCGUGAGUAGACAGGUGUUGAUUUUAAGCAAUUGAGUUGUUCAUAUUUGCACAUUAGGUUAUUGUGAGUCGACUGGAAAUGCAGUUUGAGCAUUGAAAUGUUGGUUGCCCUCAACUGCGGACAGCUCUAUGAAUGGUGCCACUAGUUGUAAUCAUGGAAAUAAGGAGCCACCAAGUUAAGAGUUUUUCCGACGGAAUCAUCAUAUAUCCAAAAAGGUACUCUUAUUUUCUCAAGAUGAAAAAAAAGUCAAAUAGUUCAAGUUGGAUUGAUGUCGACCGUGGAAAGCAUCACAUUAUGUGGAGUUGUGAUUCUAGUUUUGUCCUGGUGCAUCACAAGACCCUUGGCAGCAAUUAUGAUUAAAUUAUUUUGUUUCUGAUUUUGCUUCUUACAUUUGUAUGUAUGCAUUGAUUUUAUAUAAUUUGUCAUUCCAAUUAUAGGUUUUCGGUUAAAGUUCCAAGCUUCAGUGUUACGAUGAUGCAAGUGUGAUCCUUAUUGCUCAGGAUUUUCGGUAGGGAUUUGCAGUUUUUUGGUCUUAUUUGUAAGUUGUGACGUCUUUUCGGUUGUGUUGCCCUUUGAUUAUGCUACUUUUUUCACGAGAA